AUGGCGCAUAAUACCGACGAUAAUAAAGAUAACAUAACCUCUAACACUUCCUCAGCGUUUCAUCAUCCGUCCUCUACCUCUAUAAGGCCCAAUCCUCAAAACAAUGCAUUUUCAGCUAAAGUAAGAGAUCUUGAAGAUAGAUAAUGUUGUUAUGAAUUUAGAGGAAGAAUGUUUUAACAACAUUGUUUUAGAUUGCCGAACUAUUUCUAACUGCUGGCCAUGCUUUUCAAAAGCUAGGAGAUCUGACGGUGAAACUUAACGCAGUUAACGUGGACCACGAAGAAAAGUGAGUGAAGACACCUUACUGUUAUUAAACUUAAAAUAUUUUAGCAAACCGUCUAGACUUUUUCCGUUUUGUUUUGAUCUAUUACAGUGUUUAAUUUCAGUCGAUGGACGGAAAAAGACAUUGAAAACCUCAGGGACGCUAUAACAAGGUUUGCCAAUGAGUUGGACAAUGUUUCCGGAUCGCUUUCGACGAGAUCUAAGUAAGUUUAGCCUUUAUUUUAUUAUUAUUGGUUUUUAGGAAAAUGAUUCGAACUGAUAUAAAACGACGAACGUUACAAAUGGGUAUAGAGCCAGGUGGUACCACAUUAACUGGUGGAAGGACGGUGCUGAAGCCGGUUUCUCAAACAGAUCCCUAUCUUCAGCAGUCUGUUUUGUCUUUAAAUCCCACUACCUCGAAAAGCUCGUUAGCGACAACUUCAGUGCCUUCUUCGCUCAGCCAUAUUGAUCAGAAGCCUUCUACAAGUGGGACGCAGAAUCAGAAUUCUCAUGACAAUAGUGUGACAUCAAAUGGAUCACACAUUUCAUUGGGAUCUUCUUUGCCUACGUCAAGCCAUAGUAAGUUAAGCUUUUAUUUAUUCUUUUCUAUCACUUCUUAAAAUGAUGUAUUUUUUGAGUAUAUUGUAGUAUUUUUUGUAUAUUGUUCUUGUUUAUAGAAAUUAAAGCUUAAAGACGAUAUUGUAGCAAGUUAUUAAGUUCAUAGUAGUUUCAAUGUUCGUUUUUAGCUGUUUCAACGUCUCUAACGUCAACCUCAGUACAAUCGAAGAACCCAGUUUUGAAAAAAGUCAUUUUUCCAAAUUCUGGCACAUCUUUAGGACCUUUACGACGGCAACCUGGGCCAAUUUAUAGAAGUCAAGCACCAAGUGGAGCAUCGGUAAGUUAUUGUUAUUUUAAUAUUACAUUUUGAGGCAUAAAACUAUUAUCUUAAAAAUAUUUUCAAGUAUAGAAAUGUUUGUUUGAUAUUGACCAGAAAGUUUUUGAUCCGGUUUAUGUUUUCCAUUGCUGUUGCAUCCAUUUAUUUAACGUUUUUCAUAUUAUAUUUUAGUCGAGUGUGCGGCUGAUUCCGGGACAAAACGCCCCGACCGGUCGAAAGAUGCUAGUCGCAGGGAAUCAUUUCGUCCGAGUAGUAACACCACAAGAUACGGAUCGUCAACGACAACUAUCAAGUGUACCACGAAAUCGGUUUCAACUAGGAAAUGGAUAUGUAAAUGAGGAGAUAGUGUACACUUCGCCCGGGCCACAAGAAAGAAGUAUAAAGAGGACGCUAGCUGACCCAUCACCGGUCAAUAGUAAAGCCCCAAAGCUGGAAGCGGCCGAGAGCUAA
Molecule: messenger RNA, 1606 nt
Organism: Bursaphelenchus okinawaensis
Lineage: Eukaryota; Metazoa; Nematoda; Chromadorea; Rhabditida; Aphelenchoididae
Source: the annotation of a GenBank genome assembly